AUGGAGGAGGAUAAUAAUUACAUUCUCGGGGAAGACCUACCGCUUCCACCUGCCAGGCUUUUUGAGAGACUAGCACAGCUCCCCGGCUACAUCUGGGAUCAAACCGUCGAACCGUUUCACUCCACUUACAGCCAUUGGCAUGUCUUUGGCCUCCGUCACUGUGCCGAAACGGAUGUCUCAACCCCCGCCGCAACCUCCUCCGGGCCAUCGAGCCUAAGUCGCAUCUCCCCUCGCACCGAAUCCCGCCCGUUCUUUCGCCAUCAUUGGAGGAGUAGUCUGAGCGAAUCAAGCAGCGAGCUCUCGCUAUCCCGCACGGAUCAGGAACCGUUAUGGGCCCCGGUGGUGGCCCGGGUGUCGUCCCACGUCGUCAGACUCGAGCGCGAGUUCCACAUGCUCCGAUCGAUUGUGCAGACAUCAGAUCCGGACUGCAACCAUACCAUUCGACCGAUUGACUUGAUACGAUUGCCGCCGGACCCCGGAGACGCCGGCCCGCUGCUGGUGGCUCUCUUCGAAUCUCCCGGCCCGAAUAUGCUGCGUGAGCUGGUUGCCUUUGGACCUGCGUGGUUUGCGGCGGGCGCCAGGAGCGAUGGCAACCUCCCCACCCCGGACGAGCAGGUUUCUCUUCCGGUAUUUCUCGAUUUUGCGAUUGGCGCAUGCGAUUGUUUGGAAUUGUUGCACUAUGGCCUCAAAACCGUCCAUGGUGAAAUUCGGGGGGAUGCUUUCCAUUUCAAUAGGGAGACCGGCACAGUUAAAUUACUCAGCACGGGCAACGGCGCGAGAUCCUUUGAAAAUAUCCUAAGCGAUGGCUGGUCCUCGUUGUCGCGGGAGCUCGGUGUCAAGAACAAGCUGCAGUUCGUCGCACCAGAGCAGACGGGGAGAAUGCCGACUGAGCCGGACAGCCGAACCGAUAUCUAUGCGCUAGGUGUGUUGUUCUGGACCAUGCUCAUCGGGAAGCCAGCGUUCACGGGAACCGAUCCCGUCGAAGUCGUGCAGAACGUCCUGGGGAAAAAACUGCCCCCUGUGUCCGUGAAGAGAAUGGACAUCCCUGAUGCCGUGUCGUCGGUGAUCCAGAAAAUGACCCACAAGUCCGUCAAUGAUCGCUACCAUACCAUUUCUUCCGUCAAGCGGGAUCUGGCUCAGAUCUCCCAGCUCCUCGGCGACGGCGACAGCGAGGCGCUCCAUGAUUUCCAGAUAGCUCAGCGCGAUGUGUCCUCCUUUUUCACACUCCCGACCCGCAUGUUUGGCAGACGGGAGGAGUAUAAUAGAAUAAUUGGCGUGAUCGACAAAGUCUAUCGAAGACAGCAAUCCGCGCACGCGCGCGCUGCGGUUAAAAAUUCCAGCGGGGUGGGAUCCAGUUCUUCCAUGUCCGACGGCCGCGUGGAUAGCUUUGAGAUUGCUUCGGGCUCAAGUGAUUCUGGUUCAUUUCACUUGGCCCCCCGGAGUAAUUCGAACGGGGGUGCGUACAAUCUUGGGCGCGUCUCGACGCACGAAUCUUUGCACAGUACCGAGUCGUCGCUUUCGACCCCUAAGGCCGGGUUUCUUUCCAGCAAGACGAAGAGCCCCGUUGAGUCCCGCUCCUCUUGGGAGCAUGCGGACCGAGAUAGCCACCCUUCCUCGGGUGCGAACGCGCAGAAUUACCCAGAAUCCCUCCCCUCAGUCAGCAGGCAAAAGGCCGCUCAUAAACUUCGUAGGAACGGCAUAUGCGAACUAAUCACCAUCAGUGGUGCCGCCGGUAUAGGGAAAACAGAUCUUUUGAACCGUGUCCAGCCUGCAGUUCGUAAAUUGGGCUACAUUGCCAUCGCUCGUCUCGACCGUGCCAGAAGAAUACCCUUUGAGCCUUUUGCUAAAAUCCUCGCACAACUUCUGCGCCAGAUUUUUUCUGAACGUGAUGUCACAACAGACUACCACAAUAGCGUUCGCAUGGCUUUGCGACCGAUGUGGCCGACCCUCCACAGGGUCUUGGAACUCCCCGAGCAGCUGAUGUCCGCUGGAGGGAGCGAUAAAGAGAUCUCGCCUAAGAUGUCAGUUGCUCAGCACAUCUUCAGGGAUGUCUCUAGCAAGGCGGAACCCUCAAGGCGCAUGGCGAUGCCUCGACUUGACCGUGGACAAAGUUCCGUCGAAUUCUUUCUGUCCAAUGCCGCGUCGAAGAACAUGCGAUUGAUGGAGACCUUUCUGGAGAUCCUCAAGACCCUGUCCCAUUUCAGAUUGAUUUGUGUAUGCGUCGAUGAUCUGCACUACGCUGACGACGAGACUCUCGAAUUGAUCUUGAAUAUUGUCAGAGCUAAGAUACCCUGCGUGCUCAUGGUCACAAGUCGCAAAGCUGAACUGGAGUCGGAUGCUAUCAAGUCGCUCUUCGAGACAGAGAAUCCGAACGUGACCCGAGUUCAACUCAACGCUCUCGGCGAGGAUGAGAUCAUGCAAUAUGUAGCGGCCACGAUGCACCAGGAUCCCAACCCCGGACUUACCCCUCUUGCUGCUGUGAUCCAGGAGAAGAGUCUAGGCAAUCCGUUUUAUGUCCGAUUGAUGCUCGAAACUUGCUAUAGCAAGAACUGCAUCUGGUAUUCUUGGAAGAAUUCCCGAUGGGAAUUCGACCUCGAUCGAAUCUUCACCGAGUUCGUCGCUCCACGAUACGGCGAGGGGCUCGGGCUGGGCUUCAUCGCCAAACGUCUCCAGGAGAUCCCACCCGCGGCUCGAUCGAUUAUGAUAUGGGGAGCCUUGCUUGGAAGUCCGUUUUCAUUUGCUCUUGUUCAAAAACUCCUCACGAGCGAGUUCCUGUAUGCUAGCGAGGAGGAUGAAGCUAUGGACUUGACAUGCCCACAGAAUGCCAGCUUGAUCCGACAGUCCGAGGCCGAUAUUGUGGUUGGGCUUCAAUACCUUGUUCAGGCGAACCUGAUUGUGCCAGGGAAAACAGACGAUGAGUUCAGAUUUGCGAAUGACCGACUCGCGCAAGCGUCAACUUCGUUGACCGAGGGCCGUAACGUCGACAAAAUGCAUUUUAUCAUAUCGCAGGCGAUGAUGAAAUACUACCACGAUAGUCGCAGCCGAUAUGCAAUCGCCCGCCAUAUCGGCCUGGCUUCUCGAAUUGUCAGAUCCCGUGUAGUUCAGAGACUUGACUAUAGGAAGAUGUUAUGGGACGCCGCGCAAACGGCUGCUCAGUCCGGCGCUCGCCCCACUGCUCUGUGGUACUUCCGCCACUGUAUUGCCCUCCUUCAGGAUGACCCAUGGGACGACAACAACACCGAUGUUUACUAUGAUGAGACGCUUCGUUUGCACAUCGCCACGGCGGAAAUGCUAUGGUCUCAGGGGCACCAUACGGAGGCUCUGAAACAUUUGGAUGAGGUCUUUGCCCAUGGCAAGAGUGCUGUAUGCAAAGCGCGGGCGUGGAUUGUCAAGGCCAAGAUAUACGCCCAGAUGGGCAACCAUUACCGCUCGAUGAACUCUCUUCUCACGUGCUUGGAGGAACUGGGCGUCCAUCUUCGAGAGCCCACCACAUACGAAGCAUGCGAUGCUGCGUAUGGCACUCUAAAGGCAUAUCUCGAGAACGCCGAUCUGGAAGUCAUCGUCCGUAGACCCAUGAGCAAGGAUAUCAAUAUGAUCACGAUCGGAACCGUCAUGGCCGAGGCAAUGGCUGUGACCUACUGGGACGACGCGUUGACAUUCUACCGUAUGGCCAUCGAGAUGAUGAACCUCCAUCUUUUCAAAGGCGGCUUCGUGCAGAUCUCGAUAGGAAGCUCCCAUCUCUCUAUGAUCUCCUUUAGCCGUUUCAGAGACCUUGAGUUCGCCGCUAAACUCAACGAAUGUGCCUUGACGCUUCUGGAAUGUUGUCCAGAGCCGUGGACCCAACGUCGGGGCUCGAUUGUGCACAACCUCUACAUCAGCCAUUUGCGCGUACCCAUGCCAUCCACGCUGCCUGCGCUCGAGACCUCUGUCGAGGCAUCCUUCUCAAUGGGAGAUCCCUAUAUCACUUUGAUCAGCCUGUCAUCAAUGGCCAUGACCAGACUUUGGCUGGGACACGACAUGGGCCACGUUGAGCAUUUCUGCUCGGAGAGCGCGGACGAUAUCCCGGAUUGGUCCAAGGAUACCCGGGGAGGAGCCAGUCUUCUGGCUGUUCGACAAGUCGCGCGUGCUCUCCAAGGGAAGACGUUCUACCGCGAUCCCAAUACCACCAUGGACGACGAGCACCACAGCACAGACGAAUACAUCGCUUUUCUGAACAACAAUGCUAGUAAUGCCGACCGUCCUCGCGACAUCUAUUGGGGCCUAGCCAUGAUUCCUCUCUUCCUCUAUGGGCACCAUGCCAAAGCGAUAGAGACGGGCAUGUCGAUGAUGGACACGAUGCCCAGGCUGUGGUCGGCUCGUGUGGCAUAUGUCGUCUAUUUCUACUUGGCUUUGUCCCUGCUGACCCUCCACAACGACUACCCCGCCGGUGGAUAUCUCGACGGAGACGAUCUGAAGACCGUGCUGAAGUAUAAAGCGGAGGUUGACUUCGCUAGAAGGGCCUGCGAUGCAAAUUAUGGCAUGUGGUCAUUGAUCUUGGAGGCUCUGAUCGCAGAGGUUCGAAAUGACCACACGUCAGCCAUCCAAGCGUUCGAGGCUGCGAUCGACCACUGUCAAAUCCACGGCUGGCCAAUGGAAGAAGCCCUGGCCCUGGAACUACAUGGUGAAUUUUUGAUCCGACGUGGUGCCAAAAGAGCAGCGCGCUCUGUCAUGCAGGACGCCAUAGGUGCUUGGUCCGCCAUCAGCGCUACCGGCAAAGCAGCACAUCUCACUGAAAAGCACGAGUGGCUUUUGAAAACGGCGACAUCAUCUCGGUGUGCUGAUGCUGGUGUCCAGACUGUGGAUUCGCUUCUUGGGAUUGAUCGCAACACGGCACAGGAAGAUAUGGCUAUACCUCAAGUCAUGGAGGGGGAUGAUAGGAAACAACUUUGGAUUGAGCAGAAUGGAGUCACCUCGGGCGAGCGUUCUCUUGACAUAUCUGGCGUUGGACUCGAUAUAAUCGACCUGUCAAGCAUUCUAGAAUCGAGCCAGGUCAUGUCCUCCGAGCUACAAAUCGAUAAGCUUCUCACCAAGAUGAUUGAGAUCGUGUUGGAAUCCUGCAACGGGUCUGAUUUCGCGGUGAUCGCGACUGAUUUCGACGAUAGUGGCUUUGCCGUCGCUGCUGCUGGAGACCUGGAGAAGGGACAGCGGUCUUUCGUCGACGGUCUUCCGUUGUCAGAGUUCGAGGAUAAGAUGGCGCAGCAGAUUUCUCACUACGUUAUACGUACCAAAGAGGAAGUCCUCGUACACAAUUUUCUAGAGGACGACCGUUUCUCCAACGUCAACGAGGCAUACCAGAACAAAUACCCGCUCGGCAGAUCCGUGAUUGCGCUGCCAAUCAUGCAGGCAGACCACCUUCUGGGAGUGAUCCAUAUCGAAGGCAAGCCGAAUUCCUUCACCCAGCGUAACGUCGUUGUGCUUCACCUCCUAUGCAACCAGAUCGGUAUCUCUUUGGCCAACGCGCUGCUGUUCCGCGAAGUCCGCAGGGUCAGCGCCACAAACGCGGCCAUGAUCGAAGCUCAGAAGCGUGCCCUCGCACAGGCCCGCGAGGCAGAGCAAAAGGCGAAGGUGGCCGAGGCUGAGGCAAAACACAACGUCAAGCUCAAGGAAGAUGCUGCCAAGGCCAAGUCCAUCUUCUUGGCCAAUAUCUCCCACGACCUCCGUACACCGAUGAAUGGAGUGAUUGGUCUCUCUGAACUGCUCAAGGGCACGAAUUUGAACAAGGAGCAGGAUGAAUACGUCGAGUCGAUCCGCGUCUGUGCUGACACAUUGUUGACCUUGAUCAACGAUAUUCUGGACUUCUCCAAAUUGGAGGCUGGCAAGAUGAAGAUCUCCACCGUCCCGCUUAAUAUCCGCGAGACGAUCUCCGAGGUUGUGCGCGCUUUGCGCUACACGCACCGAGACCGCGGCCUUGAGACCAUCGAAGAUCUGGACAAGGUGCCACCCGACCUCGUGGUCCUCGGGGAUCCUGUUCGUUUGCACCAAAUCUUCAUGAACCUGCUGAGCAACAGCUACAAGUUCACCCCCAAGGGCUCCAUCACUGUGCGGGCCAAGGUUUCGCGGGAGGGCAAAGGCCGCCUGCGCCUGGAGUGUGCAGUGUCCGACACUGGUAUUGGCAUUCCCGAGGAGCAAAAGUCGCGUCUGUUCAAGCCGUUCUCGCAGGCCGACAGUUCUACGGCGCGAUCAUACGGGGGCAGCGGCCUUGGUCUCAGCAUCUGCAAGGCUAUCAUCGAGGACGUCUUGGGCGGGGCUAUCUGGCUCGACUCGACUCCUGGGGUGGGAACCACGGUGACCUUCCGUCUGUCGUUCAGCAAGGCAAAAGACCCAUUAACGGCUACGCCGUGGUCAGAUAUCAGCGCGAACAACAAUGCGGCGCCUCGGCCGAUGACGCGCGAUCUGACUAUGAUCCCUCGCGACCAGAUCCGCGUCUGUAUCGCCGAAGACAACCCUAUCAACCAAAAGAUUGCCGUCAAAUUCGUCACCGGUCUGAAACUGCAAUGCGAAGCAUACAGCGAUGGUCUCCAGGCGGUCGAAGCUCUGCGGGCUCGUUCUCGCGAGGGUAUCCCCUUCCAUGUCGUCUUGAUGGACGUGCAGAUGCCCACCCUCGAUGGAUACAACGCGACCCGUGAGAUCCGCAAGGACCCGGACCCCAACGUCAAUGAGGUCCUCGUGAUCGCCAUGACCGCCAGCGCCAUCGAAGGAGAUCGCGAGAAGUGCCUUGAGGCCGGCAUGAACAAUUACCUGCCCAAACCUGUCCGGUCCACUGUUCUCAGCGAAAUGCUUGGUCGCUACCUUGCGCCCGCGCCGACCUAUACCAAAAUGCGACUCGCGAUGCGUGCUCGAGGAAGCAUUAGCACCGAGGCUGGCACCCCAACCAGCUCUUCGUCUUCUACCUCGGAGCAGGUGAUUGCUCUCACACCGGAGGAAGAGAAGCGACCCCGGCUGAUCAAGUCUGGAACUGGCUAG
Molecule: messenger RNA, 7002 nt
Organism: Aspergillus clavatus NRRL 1
Lineage: Eukaryota; Fungi; Ascomycota; Eurotiomycetes; Eurotiales; Aspergillaceae
Product: putative sensor histidine kinase/response regulator
Exons: 6
Coding region: 1-7002 (2333 amino acids)
Biological process (GO): protein autophosphorylation; phosphorelay signal transduction system
Molecular function (GO): phosphorelay sensor kinase activity; protein binding; histidine phosphotransfer kinase activity
Source: RefSeq, a predicted model, not a curated record